AUGUUCGAAAAAGAAAUCGUAAUCGAUGGCAAAGGACACUUGCUCGGUCGUUUAGCCUCAUACAUCGCCAAAGAGUUGUAAAGAGGUUAAAGAAUCGUCGUCGUCAGAACUGAGUUGAUUUAGCAAUCUGGUUCUCUCUUCAGAAACAGAGUCAUCUUCGAAGAAUACCUCAAUAAGAGAAUGGCAUUCAAUCCAAGAAGAGGAUACAAACAUUACAGAACACCUUCCAGAUGUUUUUGGAAAGUUGUCAGAGGCAUGCUUCAAUACAAAUCCAAAAGAGGAGCAGCUGCUUUGGAAAGAUUGAAGAUCUUUGAAGGAGUCCCACCUCCCUAUGAUACCAGAAAGAGACAAGUCAUUCCAGAUGCCAUCAAAUUGAUCAGACUCAAGAAUCACAGACCUUUUUGCACUUUGGGUGACUUAUGCGCAUCAGUUGGAUGGAAUUCAUAAUCUGUUGUUAACAGACUUGAAGAGAAAAGAAAGCAAAGAGGUGCUGCCUACUAUAAGAGAAAGGUUGCCAGAGAAAAUCUCAGAAGAAAAGCCAUCGGAGCUAAGGAACUUACUUCAAUCAAUUAGGAAUUGGAGAAAUUGGGCUAUUGAUAACACAUAUUAUAAAAACAUGUACAUUUAAUUUAGUAAAUUCAAAAUUUAGACAAUAUU
Paramecium tetraurelia is the source of this 657-nucleotide messenger RNA. RefSeq lists its product as uncharacterized. Gene Ontology annotation, cellular component: ribosome; cytosolic large ribosomal subunit. The record is from RefSeq and is a predicted model, not a curated record. Gene Ontology annotation, molecular function: mRNA binding; structural constituent of ribosome. The transcript has 3 exons. NCBI's taxonomy places the organism in Eukaryota, Ciliophora, Oligohymenophorea, Peniculida, Parameciidae. Gene Ontology annotation, biological process: negative regulation of translation; translation.